CCUUACGUUGAGGGAGGAUGUGGUAAGGGACCCCUGCCUCUGUCCCCUCCUCAGCACGUGUCCCUAUGCCCUUUGCACGUGGUGCCAGAAGAAGCAGGCUACGCUGUGGCUGGCCCGUCCGUGGGCUGGGAAAGGAGUGGCCACGGUGACACCCACCCGCCCACCAGGCUGGUGGUCUAGCCCCCUCGGGGCGCCAAACCAUGAAGUGCUCCCUGCGGGUGUGGUUCCUCUCCGUGGCCUUCCUGCUGGUGUUCAUCAUGUCACUGCUCUUCACCUACUCCCACCACAGCAUGGCCACCUUGCCCUACCUGGACUCCGGGGCCCUGGGCGGGACCCACCGGGUGAAGCUGGUGCCUGGCUAUGCUGGCCUGCAGCGCCUCAGCAAGGAGGGGCUCACCGGCAAGAGCUGUGCCUGUCGCCGCUGCAUGGGUGACGCUGGCGCCUCCGACUGGUUUGAUAGCCACUUCAACAGCAACAUUUCCCCCGUGUGGACCCGAGAGAACAUGGAUCUGCCUCCAGAUGUCCAGAGGUGGUGGAUGAUGCUGCAGCCCCAGUUCAAGUCACACAACACCAACGAGGUGCUGGAGAAGCUGUUCCAGAUAGUACCAGGCGAGAACCCAUACCGUUUCCGGGACCCCCACCAGUGCCGGCGCUGUGCAGUGGUGGGGAACUCAGGCAACCUGCGGGGCUCUGGCUACGGUCCAGAUGUGGAUGCGCACAACUUCAUCAUGAGGAUGAAUCAGGCGCCAACCGUGGGCUUUGAGCAGGAUGUUGGCAGCCGAACCACCCACCAUUUCAUGUACCCAGAGAGUGCCAAGAACCUGCCCGCCAACGUCAGCUUCGUGUUGGUGCCCUUCAAAGCCCUGGACCUACUAUGGAUUGCCAGCGCUUUGUCCACAGGGCAGAUCCGAUUCACCUAUGCGCCAGUGAAGUCCUUCCUUCGAGUGGACAAAGAAAAGGUUCAGAUCUAUAACCCAGCCUUCUUCAAGUACAUCCACGACCGGUGGACAGAGCAUCACGGGCGGUACCCUUCCACAGGGAUGUUGGUGCUCUUCUUUGCCCUGCAUGUGUGUGAUGAGGUGAACGUGUACGGGUUCGGGGCCGACAGCCGGGGCAACUGGCACCACUACUGGGAGAAUAACCGGUACGCGGGCGAGUUCCGGAAGACGGGAGUGCACGACGCCGACUUCGAGGCCCACAUCAUCGACAUGCUGGCCAAGGCCAGCAAGAUCGAGGUCUACCGAGGCAACUGAGCCCAGCCUCGCCGCGACCCUUCCGGCCCAGCCGCGAGGCGGCGGCGCGCGCUCCCAGCCGGGACUCCGGGCCAGCCCGAGGGCGACGGCCUCGGCGAGGGCGCGGCGCCCCGUUGGGCGUCUCCAGGCCUUGGGAGCGACGCCAGGCCGCGGUCUGGACCAAUCAUGCUGCAACUCCAGCGAGCGCCGGCUGUCCCCCGCCAAUCAAGAGACUCUGGGGGCUGGCCCGGGCCUGGCACCCAAUCAGCGCUGCAGUCGGCGCGGAGACUCUUUCUCCCAACCAAUCAUGCGACUCAAGGAGAACUUCCGGCGCCAGGCCCCGUCUCCUCCAAUCAAUGGCCUUCGGAGGCGGGCCGGCGGCCGCUGAAUCCCCACUCCCCUAUGCUUUGGGUAGGAUUUUAUUUCAUGCUUUUUAAGGAGUAGUGUGGUUGGUUCCGGCCUCAGUGAAGUACUUUCCUCAGGCUCUGCAGGAAGAGUGUCAGUCGCCUGUCGGCCUUACUCGGCCGGGGGCACCGAGGAGGAAACGGUGGGGAAGGUGCGGGGCAGCGGCGGCUGGGCUUUCCUUUGCCGG
Messenger RNA from Neomonachus schauinslandi (Hawaiian monk seal), 1824 nucleotides. It is a transcript of the gene ST3GAL2, whose product is annotated as ST3 beta-galactoside alpha-2,3-sialyltransferase 2. The coding region runs from base 201 to 1253 and encodes 350 amino acids. The record is from RefSeq and is a predicted model, not a curated record. Lineage: Eukaryota; Metazoa; Chordata; Mammalia; Carnivora; Phocidae. Gene Ontology annotation, molecular function: beta-galactoside (CMP) alpha-2,3-sialyltransferase activity. The transcript has 6 exons.